AUGGCCUCACCAACUUUAAGUGACCUUGACCUCGCAAAGGAGAAAGACAGGUGCCUCCUUGGAUGCGCCAAAGUUGAAUUGAAGCACUUGGUAUUCGAAGAAACGGGAGGAAUUGGGACCCGGCAUGUGACAAAGGCAAACGUAAACUGGUUAAUACGAAAGUUCGAGGUGGACAAAUGCCGCCGUCUCGAGCCACAGCACUGGAUCCCUGCCGUAGUCACCCGUAAUGGCCUCCAGGUGAUACUUAACGCGAACUCCCUAUCCUCGAUUGGCGGCGAUGACCCUGGAGACUUCCCAUUGAGCCUGCCCUCUGGGCAUGAGGUAACGUGCCUGCAGGGCCGGAUACGCCACGCUGCGGGAACUAAGUGGUUGGAAACUGAUGAUCAAUGGUGGAUUUUGAAACUCUACGACUCUCGGCUAUCCUCCGAAGCUCGAAGAAGCCUGCGGGAGGACAGAGACGCGUCUCAGGAAUUCUCCAGUGGGGAGAUAUACUGGAAUGUGCGGCACCAUGAGAGACAGGGUAAUGAUGAUGAGAGACGGAAGUGGUUGGCGAGGUGGCCCUCGCCAUAUAUGGAACGAGACUUCACCCAGCUACGUGAGAGCAUAUAUUCGCGACCCCUCUAUGAGGCCCUGGACAGGCUUCUUGAGUUUCGCGCUCUCUGGCCCGCCUUUCACGUGGGCAACUUGCAUCGACUGCUACCCAUGCGCUGUCCGGAGGCUUUGGCAAGCUAUCUCGACUUCAUCCGAGACGUGUGGAUGUGGAUAACGGACAGCAGGCCGUGGCGGCUGGAGGAGACUGAUGUUGAGCAUCUGGAGGGGCGUUCCCCAAUGUGGUCAAAGGCUGAUGGGAUCUACAUUGAUGAGGUAUUCAAGGACGGCACUGUAUUUUGCCGUAUAAUCAAUCAGGACGAGCGAGAGGUACUUCGUCAAAGGGUAAGGCAGUGCUCGACCAUUAUCCCGUCUAUCCGAACGUUCCUCGAGGAUUCUAAGUAUCUGGAGCCGAUGGCUAAGCUUGUGAGAAUGCUGCUCCCCCCUGACUUCAAGGGAACCGUGCAAGAGGGGAUGAGGCGUUGCUAUCAGCCAAGUGCCAAUGGCGUACUUCACAUCCAGACAUCGGCGGCCGGACAUCGCACGGCGCCUCGUGACGCGGAUGAUGACGGAUUCUGGUCAGCUUACAGACAGGUGUGGCUGGGAGCAAUGCGUGAUUGGUUUGGCAUUGUUCCCGGCUUCCGCCCUCGGAAAAUGACGAAGGUUCCUGGAACCGUAGCGCAGCCGCAUCCUUCAAUUCUGUGGAGUCGGUUCGUAGAUCUAGCAGUCUCUGUUGGCUUCAAUAUCUCUAAACGGCCGGACUUUUCUGAGUCGCCCGAGGAUAUCAUCCGUCAGUGUCUGUCGCUGCUCAGACCUGCCGAUCUGUUCGAGCAGGAUCCCGACCUCCUGUCCGCUGAGAGUCGCCGUGUUGCCGAAAACCUGGGCUUCAGACGUCGCCCUGCCGAGAUUGCGCGUCCUGCCCGUCCUUCAUUAACGACGGACCUUGGAGCGUGGUCAAUCACCGCCCGCUGCGGGAUGACCGAUGGGGCAUCCUUCUUUUCCGACCAGAAGUAUCUGUUCCUUGACAACAUUUAUGCUCGGCUUGAUGAUGUGCCCGGCGUCCAUCUGACCUCCUUUGCGGUCAAGCGGGACUUCUUCCUUGCACACUUUCCUCCUGCCGUCGAUUUGAUAAGGCAGCCAUGCUCGAGCUGGUCUUCCCCAGCAACGAUGCUUGCAUGUCCGGCAAAUGGACCUACCUGUGCCAACAUAUUUCCGUCUCAGGCGCAUUCACCGGCCCUUCCCUUCAGCGACAUGGCGAAUGAGGGCGAAGCUCCCCUUCUGACAGCUAGUGAGAACCGGGAUGUUCGACCUUCAUCGCGGGGAUUCCUAUCUCUCGCGCAUUCAUCUUACAGCCUUCACAGACAAAUGCUCAACCUACUGCCCUCCCUCUCGUAA
Histoplasma mississippiense is the source of this 1983-nucleotide messenger RNA. RefSeq lists its product with no specific name. NCBI's taxonomy places the organism in Eukaryota, Fungi, Ascomycota, Eurotiomycetes, Onygenales, Ajellomycetaceae. The record is from RefSeq and is a predicted model, not a curated record. The coding region runs from base 1 to 1983 and encodes 660 amino acids. The transcript is spliced from 3 exons.